UCAACAUUAAGGUGAUUAAAUGAUGACAGAAUUCACAUUUUUUGGGGUAAGUUAUCCUUUAAGAGUCGGGAGCAUACAGGUCAAUAGGUUUUUGAUAGUAUUUUAAUCAUAGUUGUUGUUUUUCAGCUGUCCCAGAAAGCCAAAGAGAUCUACAAUCGUUUCCUUUCAAGUAAAGCUACCAUGCCAGUGAACAUCGAUAGUCAAGCUCAGCUUGCUGACGACGUCCUGACAGCUCCACAGCCUAACAUGUUCAAACAGCCACAGCUGCAGAUCUUUAACCUGAUGAAGAUGGACAGUUACGCUCGGUUCCUGAAGUCCACUCUCUAUCAGGAGUGCAUGCUGGCUGAUGUAGAGGGCCGACCUCUGCCUGACCCCUGCCCGAUUCCAUGUAGCCCCGCCCCCUCCAAGCACAGCCUCAGCUCUGACCGUUCCACUUUCUCCACACCUAAGAAGGAAAAUAGGAGGCCCAAAACAGGCAGGUCAAGUGAUGACCUCAGAGAGAAACACUCUGAGAAGAAAAACGGCUUCUUUUCCUGGUACAGAUAUCCAAGUAUUGGGAAAGGACAGAAGAAAAGAGAUGCACCAGAUUUACCUUACAACUGUAAUGGGCGGAGAGAGUCUCAGGGUUCUCUGUCUUCUGGUGCGAGUCAAGAACUCAACACUUCGUCUUCCGGAGGAAAGAAUGAGGACAAAGAGCGAUGUAGCAGGACGUGUACAGUAAUGCUACCUGACGGCUCCAGCUGCUCCAUUCCUCUACGACAGGGCGCCUCCAUCAGACAGGUGCUGCUAGAGCUCUGUCAAAAACAGCACAUCAACCUGGCUGCUGUCGACCUCUUCCUCACCGGAGGAGAGAAGCCUUUGGUGUUGGACCAAGAUAGUAUUACACUCAGCUCUCGAGAACUUCGUCUUGAGAAACGCACUUUGUUCAGACUGGACCUGGUCCCCAUUAACAGAUCGGUUGGGUUGAAAGCAAAGCCCACAAAACCUGUGACUGAGGUUCUGCGUCCUGUGGUUGCCAAGUAUGGACUCCACCUUGGUGAUUUGGUUGCAAGAAUAAGUGGAGAGACAGAGGUUCUCGAUCUUGGAGU
Sinocyclocheilus grahami is the source of this 1088-nucleotide messenger RNA. RefSeq names its product regulator of G-protein signaling 12-like. The annotation marks the transcript as partial. Gene Ontology annotation, biological process: signal transduction; regulation of G protein-coupled receptor signaling pathway. The record is from RefSeq and is a predicted model, not a curated record. Lineage: Eukaryota; Metazoa; Chordata; Actinopteri; Cypriniformes; Cyprinidae. The transcript has 8 exons. Gene Ontology annotation, cellular component: nucleus; plasma membrane; cytoplasm. Gene Ontology annotation, molecular function: GTPase activator activity.